GGCAAGGCUGGUCUGCCCCCUUGGGGAACAGACGGUCGGUCCCGCGCCCGCCGCAGAGCUAGACUGGGGCCGCCCUGGGAAUCAUCGGGUCGAGCCCCCACCCCCAAACACUCCCCGCCCGCCGCCGCCCCCCAUCUCGCUCUUGGAGCUGGAUUGACCCUCUCUCGGGUUUGGAGAGGUCUCCAAGGCUCCAUUCUCAGCGGAUCAUUACAACAGGGGCCAAGAGGCGAGACCCCGCGCGCCCAUUUGACAGAUGGAAAACUAUGGCCCAAAGGCCGGGACUUGCCCAGGAACACACAGCUACUCAAGGCAGAUCAGGAUUUGAAUCCACAUCUCCUGCCACCCUCUGACCUGGGCCUGGGCAUGGGGCUUACCCUCCAUAGCAUCAUACAGCCUGCCCAGCUCUCUGGGGGGAGGAACGGCCCCCCCACUUCUCCCAGGGCCUCAGAAGCCAGCCUUCUUCAUGGGUGGUCUAAUUCCCCCGUGGGAUGCGCAUAUCUCCAGAAUGGGGCUUGCCCUUAGUGAUUCACUGCUCCGUGUGGACGGCCACAGUUCUCCCAGGACCCUGCUCUGCCAAGCCAUGAGCCACCAGAUCCUGCCGCUUCUGGCCAUGCUGACGCUGGGCCUGGCUACCUCCCAACACCGUGACAAGAUGCCCUGUAAGAUGGUGGACAAGGAGGUUUUGUGCCAGGGCCUGGGUCUGCUCCAGGUGCCCUCCGUGCUCCCACCGGACAUCGAGGCCCUUGACCUGUCUGGAAACCAGCUGCGGAGCAUCCUGGCCUCACCCCUGGGCUUCUACACUGCGCUUCACCGCUUGGACCUGAGCAACAACGAGCUCAGCUUCCUCCAGCCGGGUGUCUUCCAGGCCCUGCCCCGCCUGGAGCACCUCAGCCUGGCUCACAACCGCCUGGCAGCGGGCCCAGCACUGAGCACCGGCGGCCUGGUCCCCCUGCCUCACGUGACCUCCCUGGACCUGUCGGGGAACAGCCUGUACAGCGGCCUGGUGGAGCAGCUGCUGGGGGAGGCACCUGCCCUGCGCACGCUCUCCCUGGCGGAGAACAGCCUGACGCGCCUCACCCGCCGUACCUUCCGUGGCAUGCCCGCGCUUGAGCGGCUCGACCUCCAUAGCAACGUGCUGAUGGACAUCGAGGAGGGCGCGUUCGAGGCCCUGCCCCGCCUGGUCCACCUCAAUCUCUCCAGGAAUUCCCUCACCUGCAUCUCCGACUUCAGCCUCCAGCAGCUGCGGGUGCUCGAUCUGAGCUGCAACAGUAUCGAGGCUUUUCAGACAGCCCCAGAACCCCAGGCCACGUACCAGCUCACCUGGCUGGACCUGCGGGAGAACAAACUGCUCCAUUUCCCCGACCUGGCUGCCCUGCCGAGGCUCACCUUCCUGAACUUGUCCAACAACCUCAUCCGGCUCCCCGCGGGGCCGCCCCAGGGCAGUGAGGGCAUCAACACGCCUUCCGAGGGCUGGUCAGCCUUGCCCCUCUCCAACCCCAAUGCCAGCACCCACUCCCUCUCCCAGCUCCUGAAUCUGGAUUUGAGCUACAACGAGAUUGAGCUAGUCCCCGAGGGCUUUCUUGAGCACAUGACCUCCCUGCGCUUCCUGAACCUCAGUCGAAACUGCUUGCGGAACUUCAAGGCCCGGCAUGGGUCCCUGCCCUGCCUGGUGCUCUUAGACUUAAGCCACAAUGAGCUGGAGGCACUGGAGCUGGGCGCCAGAGCCCUGGGGGCCCUGCGGACGCUGCUCCUACAGGAAAAUGUCCUGCAGGACCUGCCCCCAUACACCUUUGCCAGCCUGGCCAGCCUGCAGAGGCUCAACCUGCAGGGAAACCAGGUCAGCCCCUGUGGGGGCCCGGGCGAGCCUGGACCCUCAGGUUGUGUGGCCUUCUCUGGCAUCUCCUCCCUCCGUGUCCUGAAACUGGUGGACAAUGAAGUGGAGAAGCUCAGGGCAGGUGCCUUUCUCCACACCCCGCUUACCGAGCUGGACCUCUCUGCCAACCCCAGGCUGGAUAUGGCCACGGGGGCCUUGGCAGGCCUGGAGGCCACCUUGGAGGUCCUGGAGCUGCAGGGCAAUGGGCUGACCACCCUGCAGGUGGACCUGCCCUGCUUCAGCUGCCUUAAGCGGCUCAACCUGGCUGAGAACCACCUCAGCCGCCUGCCUGCCUGGACCCAGGCCGUGUCCCUGGAGGUGCUAGACCUGCGCAACAACAGCUUCAGCCUCCUGCCUGGCAGUGCCAUGGGCGGCCUGGAGACCAGCCUCCGGCGCCUCUACCUGCAGGGGAACCCACUUAGCUGCUGUGGCAAUGGCUGGCUGGCAGCCCAGCUGCACCAGGGCCGUGUGGACGUGGACGCCACCCAGGACCUGAUCUGCCGCUUUGGCUCCCAGGAGGAGGUGUCCCUGAGCCACGUGCGGCCUGAGGACUGUGAGAAGGGGGGUCUCAAGAACGUCAACCUCAUCAUCAUCCUCACCUUCGCGCUGGUCUUGGCUGUCCUCCUCACCACGCUGGCCACCUGCUGCUUUGUCCGCCGGCAGAAGUUUAACCAACAGUACAAAGCCUAGAGAAGACGGGGACUGCAGAACGGCCUGGCCGGAGGGCCUUCCAGAUCAGUGGGGGCAUUGGAGGCACAGAAGAGGGUGGGGACUGAUCCAAGGUCACCCAGCAAGCAAGAGGCCAGAUCCCUGGUCUCUGAAUCUCAGCCCAGGCUUCCUUUCCCUGCAUCCUGCUGCAUCGGCUAGGUGACCCACUUCCCAGGCUGCAAAUGUGGUCCAGCUGUGGAAGCCGGAAGUUGGGCAGUUUGGGGGUGGUAGAGAAUAACAUUCACCCAUCUGAUCAACAAGUCUUUGCCAAGCAUCUGUUUUAUACCAGGCCUUGGGCACUGAGGAUAUCUCCCAGCCCUCCAGCAUCCCCCAGUCUGCUGGGGGAGGUGGCGGUGGAGCCGUUCAGUGACCACACAGUGUGCUCAGAGCUUGAGAGGUGGGAGCCCAGGGCUGUGGGGCCCCCAGGAGAGCAGCAGCUCCAAAGCUCUGCAGCUCUAGCUGGUUCAGCCUGGAGAGCCCUGCCCUGGUUGUGCCAGGGUAAAGAAGGAACAAGACCAAGAGGAUUUGUCUGAGAUGUUUCCAAGCAGACUGUUUGUCACAUCUGAGAAUGAUUUUCAGCCUCUCUGGAAAAUGAAGAGCUUCUGACCAGAAGAGAACUGGAGACACAUGUUGGAUCCAGUGCCAUCUGACGUGCUGUGACAGCCUCAGCAGGGUCUGGUUAAGGGGUUGUCACCCUGGGCUCCAGCUCUGUGCAGGACCAUUCUGUUUCCUGCUCUGGAUGAGCUCUUUCCCUACCUGGCAUUGUUGCACACACAGACCCAAAUACUGCCCUACCCCCCACUCCCUGCGCAGGCCCCUUUCUCUGCCCUGGCUCCUCCCUAGCUGGUGUGCCAAGAGUUCAAAUCUUAGAUAUCUGGUUCUGUUUUGCACCAGGCAUGGCAGCUGCAGAUACAAAUCCAAGCCUUCCUUGUGUCUGCUUCUUUAGUCGACCCUCUCAGAUUGGUAUUAUAUCCCCAUUUUACAAAAAAGGAAACUGAGGCUCCAAAAGUCCCUAUCCAGGGUCCCCCAGCUAAGAAAUGCCAUCACUGAGAUUCAUGCCCACUACCUUCUGAUGCCAGAGCCUGAGCUUUCCCACUGCAGAGCCUGCAGGCUGUCGGGUGGACAGGAAGUGGGCCCACAUUGCCGGAACAGGGCCUGGGAGCACGCUGUCCCACUCAUACUGUCUGCUCCUCUCUCCCAGGCUGUCAGAGAAGACAGGCUGCCACGGACCUCUCCUCUGCCUUGGUUUCCCUCAUUUCCAGGUUCUCCCUUUUCUCCCCUUGCUCUCAUGUUCUCUCGUUCUCUCCCUUCAUUGAUGAAGGCUAGUAUUUGAGGCCAUUUGAGUCCAGUCUCCCCAUUGGGUAGAUAGGAAGACUGAGGCUUAGGAAGAGAAUGGGAGCUGCACAGCAGGCCAUUGGCAGAGCCUGUGGAAAGGGGAUUCAGACCUGUUGCAGGUUGGGAUUGGGGGUGGGUGGUGGAGCUGACUGGUUUCCUUUUCCUUCAGCUGUUCACAACAAGAGAUAAUGCCGGCUCCAAAUUCUCUCUCUGGUCUUCUUGGUGCAGGGAUCUUUCCCCCCCUAGAAAAACGGGUAGACAGACCCACUCAGAUAAUCCUGUCCCUCAUCCUCAUGGAAUCAUGGGCUGUCUGGGGAGAAAGGAUGCCCUGGGACCACCCCAAGAACCCCAUGUUAUUGGCCUUCAUCAUCUUACCUGGGCUUGGCCCAUGGUCUGGCAUGUGACAGGGGCUUGGCAACACGAGAAAAUGAAAAUGCCACUCUCUCUGCCCCAUUUUGCAGAUGAGAAAACUGAGGUCCAGAGAGGAUCAGUGAUGACCUGGAGAGUCAACGGCAGAGCCAGGGUGAAUGGGGCAGGCAGGUCCACCCGUCCUGGGCAGGGGUUCAGAUCACAGGUGCUCACUGCACACCACGCUCUUCCUCAGGCUGGAGGGGGCCGCCAGCUGGGCCCUUCAAGCCUGACCUUUGAAAACACUACAGAGUGCUGCUCUAGCCUCCCGGGAGCCACCAGCCCAGGCCUCGGGACCAAGUCUUUGUAUAACCCGCACGAAUGUAUUAAAAAAUAAUUCUGGAGAAACA
Choloepus didactylus (southern two-toed sloth) is the source of this 4674-nucleotide messenger RNA. RefSeq names its product leucine rich repeat containing 32 (gene LRRC32). Bases 464 to 2563 code for a protein of 699 amino acids. Gene Ontology annotation, molecular function: protein binding. The transcript has 4 exons. The record is from RefSeq and is a predicted model, not a curated record. Gene Ontology annotation, cellular component: extracellular matrix. NCBI's taxonomy places the organism in Eukaryota, Metazoa, Chordata, Mammalia, Pilosa, Megalonychidae.